Messenger RNA from Schistocerca nitens (vagrant locust), 1833 nucleotides. RefSeq names its product putative neural-cadherin 2. NCBI's taxonomy places the organism in Eukaryota, Metazoa, Arthropoda, Insecta, Orthoptera, Acrididae. The record is from RefSeq and is a predicted model, not a curated record. The coding region runs from base 1 to 1332 and encodes 443 amino acids. The transcript is spliced from 9 exons.
AUGGUUUGCUCUUCACCAACACAACCUGUCACAUUUCUACCUCACAGUUACGUCAAGUUUGCACUCUCAUUUGAAAUUGGGUACUUCACAACUUUUAUCCAGCUCAGAUUCAGGACAGAGGAAAAGGAUGGUGAAUUAUUUGGUCUGUCUGAUCAACAGUCUCUGGAGUAUGCCAUCCUUGAGAUACAACAUGGAUAUUUAUAUUUUCGUUACAACUUGAAUAGUAAACGUAUUGAAGAAAAAAGUAUCUGUUUAUGUUAUAUUUCUGUUGAUGAUGGAUACUGGCACAUGGCAAAGGUUUCACGAUAUGGUUCGUUGUCAAUAUUGCAACUGGAUGAUGGCGAAUUCUUAAGACGCAAUCAGACCUCUUUUUUUGAGGGGCAUCAGUGGCUCAUAAUUGAUAAACAAGAAGGUGCUCAUGCUGGUGGGAGGGCAGAGAAUACAGGCAUAAAUACGAUAGAAGUUUACUCUGACUACAGAAAUGGCUGUGUGGAUGAUAUUCGCCUGAAUGGAAGAAUUCUUCCCUUGCCUCCAGCUGCCAACAUCACUCAAUGGGGACAAGCAACAGUGGCUCUUAAUUUGGAAUUUGGUUGCAGUUUUUCUACAGACUGUAGCUUUACAAUUUGUACAGAACCAACAAAGUGCAGUGACACACUAAAACAACACAAAUGUGUGUGCAGUGAUGCUCAGAUUUUAGCUGCAACCAGUAAGGAUUGCACUGAGAAAGACUGUGCAAGUACCUCUUGUGGUAAUACUGAGAACUGUCUGAAUCUUCAUUCCAAGUUCUAUUAUGAAUGCCGGUGUCCUGAUGAUGUAACAACCAUGAACUGCAAAUUUCUUGGUGAUAAAGACACAUUUGGAAUUGGUGUUUGGGCUUUAAUAGCUUUGUUGUCUACACUUUUCUUAAUAUUAGUUCUGGCUGGAGUUAUUCUUAUUUAUAAACAUCACCACAACACUGAUCAGAAGAAAGAGCAGAUAAAAAAUGAUGUACGAGAAAAUGUAAUUCAUUAUGAUGAUGACGGUGUUGGUGAAGGUGACAUGACUUCCUCCAAUGUGAAACCACUGAUGAGUCCUGUCAAUGGAACUGAAAUUGUAGUCUCUUUCGAACUACACAACCUACAACAAAACCAUGAAAGGACACUAAGAAGCAUUAUAAACAAAUACAAAGAUAAAGCUGAUGCUGAAGUACAUUUGAAAACUAAUGAUGACAUACAUAUCUAUUUCUGUGAAGGUAGCAGGAGUGGCUCAAGCUCUCUGUCAUCUUUAUGUACAGGUUCUGAAGACAGAACAAGAUCUGAAGUAUUUGAUUCAAAUGGGAUUAAUCAAAUCUGAACAAGACAGGAGAUCAACAUAGUGACCAUCACAUGAUACUUGCAUGUUCAUCACAAGAUACUUGCAUGUUUCAGUGAGUGAUAUGGAACUUUACAAAAAUUCUACUUGUAAUUCUGUGACGGCCACAUCAAAGUGCAGCAUACUACAGCAUGUGCAUUCUUUCCAGAAUGAAGUGCCUCAAACUAUAACUCUGUAAAAACUUCCUGCCAGGCUUCUUAUGUGAGAAGCAUAAAAUGUGAAUAAUUUUACAUAUGUACAAGAUGUAUUGUGAUGGCAUAUACCUUUUACAUUUUAAUAAGUGUUAUCAUACAUAAUUUGUAAAGAUACAGUGUGGACCACCAAUGUAAACUCAUAUAUUUUGUAGAACAAUGUGCCUGUGAAACCUGUUAGGCCACUGCCUUUCAACUGUAAAUGAGAAUUCAGUGGUCUUGUGAUAUGAUAUAGAAUUGCAUUGUAAUGUAUUAUGCACCCAAUACUGCAGAAUUUAUCAUUUGUACUAAU